Leptomonas pyrrhocoris is the source of this 1100-nucleotide messenger RNA. RefSeq lists its product as hypothetical. The record is from RefSeq and is a predicted model, not a curated record. NCBI's taxonomy places the organism in Eukaryota, Euglenozoa, Kinetoplastea, Trypanosomatida, Trypanosomatidae. Bases 525 to 1100 code for a protein of 191 amino acids. The transcript has a single exon.
AGGCGACAGUGCGCAGCUUGGUGUAUCACAAUGGUUACCUACCUUUCUUUCCGUUCGGCAUAUUUCUCCCAGUCUCCACAAACCUCAGCCUCUUCACACAAUCCUUUUGUUAUAAGACUCUUUUUCUAAUUCCAGAAGGAGCGAACACCGUGCCGUAACCAGCAGGAUGCCGGCUCGUUCUGUGCUGUGAGGUGCAGGAUGCCACGGAGCGGCUCGAAAGACGCGAACAUCGAUAAUGCAACGCACGCAUAACUGCUGGCGCGGGCCGCGACGAAGGCCGAGGCGCCGCCAAAAGACGCCGCAACCUCGCUGGCUGAACAAUCCGUACUGCGGCACAACUCCCUUGAAUGCGCAGCAGCGGAGAGGCGGCGUUGUGGUGGCACGCCGUGGGAGAACUGACAGACGCGCGGACGAAGGCGAGGCUCCUCGGCUUUGCGGGGCUGAAGCGGCUCCCACCGACGGCGGUCCUUGCUUGACUCUGCACGCUCUGCGCACCCGGCAAGGAGAGCGGUGGGAGGUGCGUGAUGCAACCUCUCCCUCCUGGCUCGCAGGGUGGGGCGAUGCAGUGCCACAACUACCAGGUCUACAAUGAGUCUGCGCUCCCAGCGGCGACGCCUGCUCGACGAAAUCAUCGAACAUCGCCCCAUGCCGCUCUUCCCGCCGUACGCAGAAAUCUCUCACCCCAAGGAAGACGUGUGGAGCAUCGCACGCAGGAGCCAGCUUGCGGGGUGCGCGAGUUGCACGAGGGCGAGUCGCCGGUUAGGUCCCUCCACGCCACGACGACCUUCGACCUUCUGGAUGGGGGCGCUACGCCGCGCCGAUCAACGUCGCUGAAGGUGGACAAGUUGCUGCUGCGGACAUGUCGCGGGCAGAGAGCCUUCUUACGCCAGUCACCGGCUGCCUCAGGCAUCUCGCCGCCCCGCUACAGCCACACGCUGCGCCCGAUGGAGGUAGGGGGUGCGGAUGCCGACGUGGACAACGGAUGGGACGCGGCUGCUCCACCUGCCGAGGCGGUGGGGGCGGCGGCGGUGGCGUUGCUGCAACGGAAGGGCCGCCCAAGCGCCGCAGCUCUCCGCGCGCAAGAAUGUGAGCCGCGUUAA